This is a messenger RNA of Eupeodes corollae, 2767 nucleotides long. RefSeq lists its product as uncharacterized. The record is from RefSeq and is a predicted model, not a curated record. NCBI's taxonomy places the organism in Eukaryota, Metazoa, Arthropoda, Insecta, Diptera, Syrphidae. The transcript has 7 exons. Bases 732 to 2261 code for a protein of 509 amino acids.
CUCUAAGUUAUUACCUGAUAACACUUGUUCGCGUGAGGUUUGAGUGUUUCGCGCACGUCUUCAAAUCUUCAAAGGCCUACAAAAGUGGAUUAUACAAAUUUAUAAUAUUUUCUUACGAUAAUAAAGAAAUAAACUUAAUUCUUCACAACUUUCGGAUACGAAAAUGUGACUUCUUUAAUAUUACUUUAAAUUUGAGUUUACUUGUAAAAUAAAAGUAUAUAAGGAAAUUUCUAAUCGAAAUGAAAAAUGAUAUUUAAUAAAAAAUAAUAAUAAUUGGAUUUAGUAGAGGUGCUUAUUUCGAUCUUGAUCUAAUUUUUAAUUGUGGAUACGUUAUGUUCUUUUGUGUUUAAGACAAGUGAAAUGUGUAAAAUCGAAACAAAACUACUGAGUUUCAUUGCAAACCGUUCGAUGCGUGUUGAGAUUAAGAAAUCAAAUAAGCAAUGAAAUAAAAUAAUCUAGUUGCAGAUAUGAAUAUUUUGAAAUAUUGGAUUAUUUUGUAAAGAAAGGCCUUUAUUUGUAAAGAGUUUUCCCUAAAAAAGUUAACGAAGUUUUGAAAAUAUGAUGUAGUUGUACGAGCUCACAGAAAAUUUGAACUCGCUGAUACAAAUAAUUUAGAUGUUCAACAAAGAAGAACAAUUACCAGCUAGAAAGCAAUCAACCAUCAAAAUCACUUUGGCUUUAUAUAAUAACAUCACAAAAACACACUGAAGCAAUACCGCAUCAUCACAAACAUGUUAAUCUACAAACUGUCCAUAAUCUUGUUAAUCCAUCAGCAAUUAUUCUUCUGUUCCAUUGGUUGGGCAUUAAGACCAACAGCCACAACAAAACCAUCAUCAACACCUCCGUUGUCGCCAUUAGUUUCUUCCUCGGAGGCCACACUUCUUACAUCGAGUCUGUUACCAACACCAUAUCAGCUGCAGCAGCAAUACAAUAAGCGAAAAGCCGCGGAAUCGGAUGCAGAUAGAGACACAACCCCUGAAGACGCCACUGAUGGCGAUGGCGGUGGCACUUCUGCAGCCGCUAAAUCUCCGUCUUCAGCUCACUUCAAAAAUCCAAAGAACAAAAUUGUAUCCGUUGCUACAAAUUGUACACGAGAUGUGUUCGAGAUGCGUAUCGAAUUGAACAAGAACUUUCGUGGGCUCUUGUACGCCAAAGAUUUUCCCUUGGAGUGCCGAGCACGAGGGACACAACACUCGAACGUUACAUUGAAAUUGCCCACAUCGGGCUGUGGUGUGCGGUCUGAGUCGAAAGCGGAUGGUAGCUUGGAGAUGUCUGUGAAGGUUAUGCUGCAAAUAGACGAUAAACUACGGCAGAGUUUGGACAUUCUGAAAAGAGUGAAGUGUGUUUUGCCCACAAAUGCACUGGGAAUGAACGUUGUCAACGGGACAGUUAAGGGAAUAAGAAAUGGCCGAAUGAGAACAGUGGACGAUGUGCCUUUAUCGACACCACGCGUACGAAUUUGGUUGGAGCUUGGAGGACCAGAAGGUUCUGGUGCUGUGGAAGUUGGUCAACCAACAACGUUGACAGUCCGAGCUAUUGUGCCAGGUACAAUGGGUGUACGUAUAAUAGACUGUGCUGCACUUGACGGUCUGGGUGAAUCAACACAACAGUUGUUGGAUGACCGAGGGUGCCCGGUUGACGAGCAAGUGAUGCCAGCAUUAAAUAUUCGUUUUCGGCCAGCUGAAGAAGGAUGGUCUAAGCCGCACGAAGAUGAUUUUGUUGAAAAAUUAUUUACAGCCACUUUUCCUGCAUUUAAGUUUCCAGACCGCGAACGAUUGCAUGUCAGUUGUGGAGUUCAACUAUGCAAGGGAAAGUGCCCAAAUGUUGAUUGCAGAAAAGAAGACAAAUUAAUUCUUCCUUCGGAUAAAAAUUUAGCUCGCAUUGAAGUAUUUAAUUCAUUAGCUGUUACUGCACCCCAAAUUGAAGUAGAUAGACUGAGAUUUGAUCGACGACAUAAUAUGACCGUCGAAGAAUAUCCCCCCCGAGUUCGAAGUUUACAAUCAGAAGGAACUUUAUGUUUGUCUUUUUCCAAAUUGGCGAUAUCAUUUUGUGUUCUGGGAAUGAUAUUUCUUAUAGCAAUCAUAGUGGCUAUUUGCUGCCUCAUAAGAUCAAGGAGACGAGAUCCUUCCAUUCGAGUGAAUAGAGACUCGUCAACUAGUAUGUUUUCGUCCAGCAGUGAAUCAGCUCAAUCAGCGAGGUUCGGAAGUAAACUAUUCAUUCCAUAUCACCCAACAUCGUUACCUUACGGACGGGUUUAUUAAUUUUCUAAUUAUUAUAAAUUAAUUACUCAUCAAACCAAAAAGCUACAUUAGCUUAAGAUGCUUUAAAAUACAUAUAACUUAGAUUAUGGAAUUUUCAUAAUUAUAUUUAAACUUAAAGUACGGAUAAUAAUAAUGUAUAUCUAAAGACUGAUUACCUAAAUUUGUCUUUCAAAUACUUGUUUUUGAAGAAAUGAUAAAUAUUUUAAGAAUCCAUAGUUAAAAAUUCUAGGUAUAAUUUGAGAAGAAGAAAAAUGUCUUAUAUUUGAUUUGCAUAUAGAUACUAAAAGAUUAUUGUAAAGUGUCGUUAGGUGCUGUAUUAGUGAAGUAGAUUAAUCGAAAUGUUGCUAAAAUAGCUAAAUAAAAUAUAUAUUAUACCUUGUGCUUAAGAAUGUUAUGGUGAUGGUCUUAAAUUUCCUUAUACAUGAGUUGAGUAUGACAUUUGUAUAUUAGUAGCAAUUAAUUGGGGUUUUAAAAACUAAGAUUCAGAAAUACUCAUUACAAACAUA